GUAAAAGUACUAUCAGCUGUUUUCUUAAUAGUAUAUAUAUGUUUAUUCGUUAGAAAGCUUAUAUCAUCUAUUAAGUGAUGAUAGUGUGUAUUUAAACAAAAUAAAUAAAAAUGUUAUCUGUGCCCAUAGACUGCAUUAUAUAGGUACUUAAUAUCUUUUUAUGUGCUAUUUCAUAUUUCUUUUCAUUAAAAGAUCUAAUAAGAAUAAUAUAGUACUUGACAGACUACGUCAAAACGAUUGUUUAUUGCGUUAAUAAAUUUAUUAUUUACUUACUAACUCUAUUAUGACUCUAUAAAUGCCGAAUAUCCAUAUAAAAUAAUAAAUAAAAGUCCAUUAAUCUUAUUUAUCGGUUUAAUAUCCGCUUGCAAGUUCUAUUUAUUUUAUGAAAUGAGUAUAUUCGCACUGUUGUAUAUCAAUUUAAAAGGAUGCCUUCAUAUAUUUUGUCGGCCCAUACAUAAGAUAAUAAGUGAAAUUCGUGAUAAACAAUGCAUAAGACAUACUUUGAGUUUCAUAGGUGGAUUCAUGUUAGCUCAGUUUUAUUAUCUGUACAUGCUGAAAAGGAUUCCUCUACCCUAUUAUUUUGAGAUUUGUUUGUCCUUAUUAAUAAGCGUUUUGUUGGGAAUAGGUAAUACGAUUUCGACACAACUACGAUGCAUAUCUCUGCUUACUUUUCCAAUGUACUGCGGAAAGCCCGGACGUGGAGUAUUAAAAGCUAUUGUCCUCACUUAUGUGGUUGCUGGACCAAUAACUAAUAUGGGAUUGAACGCGAAAGAAGUGGUACGAGUAUUUGCGUGUUCUACACAGCUUUCAUACAAUUUGUCUAGAACGAAACACGCUCUCAUAUCCAAACCGUUACGGAACGCUAUGAUUGAUUUGCAAAGCGAUAUAAACCAAAUGAAGGAUGCAAUAAGGUCCGUUAAAAAUGUAAUAGAUCCAAUUGAAACUGAAAUCGAAGGCACCAAUGAACUCUCCAAAAGUCGUGAACAAAAUGAUAUGGUUGAUGAUUUCUUUAGAUAUAAGCGUCGUUCUGAACAUAUUGAUAAUAAGUAUCUAUAUAUGAAAAACGAGCAAGAUUCGGAAAUAUACCUAAAAGAUUAUCUCAAAAAGCUGGAAUACCGAUGUGAAAAUCAAAUUUCACGAGCAGCUGCUGUAUGUUCUAAUGCCUUUGUGACUGUACACAACAUGUGUUACGAAUCCGCCCCGCCGUAUGCUGCGUGGUCUCUAUGCUGGCCGAUGAAGCUUCAAUAUAUUUGUAACAUCAAAAGUAUUCUACAAGAAUUUGAUAUUUGUAAUAGUAGGAAACAGAUUGAUCCUGGACUAGGAGAAGGUUAUGUAUAUUUAAAAAAAUCUAAAAAAGUAUUGACAGAUUUAAAGGAAAUCAAUUUGCAAUAUAAAAUGCCAAAUUUUCAGGAGUUGUUCGAUAUACAGGAUGCCGCAGAAACUGGAGAACAAGUCAUGCAUGCUUUCGAGGAAAAAAACAUAGUAAUGCGGACCGCGAUCGUUAUAGUUAAUAUAUGCAUGGCACUUUUAUUUCUUCGAAUCUACAUGGCUGCUGUGACGUAUCACGAUAUGUACUUGACCGAAGUAGAAUACGAUAACAUUUAUAUCACUAGUUACUUCAAAACCAUCGAUGCAAGGCGAAGAAAGAAGAAGCAAUGCACGCUAUUGCCUUUGAAGAAGAUGGAAAGGUAUAAAUAUGUAGAUGUUCACUCAUUCUCAUACGUACCGACUGAACGGCACAUUCUUAUUACUCACAUUCUAAAGGUGAUGUUGGAAGUAAUCACAGCCACCACAUUUGUGAUGCUGGAUAGACUUUUCUACGAAGCAUUGGACGUGGUAAGACAACACGCCGAAAUAGAAACCAACUUGCAAGGGACACGUGAUUUGGAAAUAAAGGUGGAAGGUACAGGUACAUUGGCGUCAAUGGUACAGAAGAUACUUGAUAAUUUGAACGAAAGAAGUCCCACUCAGUAUUCUAUCAACACCAGUCAGUGUCUACCGCGACCACGGCUCAUGCCGGCUUCAUAUUUUAUCAAGAUAUAUGGUGGAUACCUGUGGAUUAUUAUACUGCUGUAUUUGAAUCCAUAUACGGUUCGAUUGAGGAGGCUAAUUUGUAGCUACUUUUACCCGAGACGUGAGAAGCAACGCAUAUUGCAUCUCUACAAUGACAUUCUAAAGAAUCGCCUGAAGAUGCAAAAAACUUUACGAAGAAAAGCGGUGCAGGCAGUCCGUGCGCAUUAUCUAUCAGGAGAGAAUUUGUUAAGUAUGAGAAUGAAGUUUCCCCGGCUUUUGGGUUGGCUGAGUGUAUUACCAGCGGCCAGAAUGACCUGCCUCAUUUGCGGGGAAACCGAACCUCGGAAUAAUACAGGGAAUCAUCAAGGCGAGUUAUGGCACUCGUGUAUAGUACCGAAGUGUCCAUUUGUUUAUUGUGUGGAGUGUUGGCGAGAAGUAGGAGCUCGAUGCCUCGCUUGUGACCCGAGCUUGGCAGAACUCAGCGACAUCGAUUCUUUGAGCGAGGAAGAAAUGCCAAGAUUUUAAAAUUUAAAUGUAGUAAUGAGUAUACGGCCCAUAUUGUGGUAAACGUUACCAUAGCCUAUGGAACGAAAUGAACGCCUGAAACAUCAGGAGGAUCAUGUGCGCGUUGCCGACCCUUAAAAAAUUUCAAUAUCCUUUCCGCUGGUAGGUUGCUUUUUUUUAAUGGUUUAUAAUGGAAAGGUGCACUCGCCUGCACUAACGGUAUACGUUGGCGGGACAUCAGUGGAGGACGAUACAACGGGAAUAAGGUCAGGUCAGUUAGCCCAUCAUGGUGAAAUUACCAGGAAUUAACUACGAUGGUUUCCAGGGGGAAUCGCGUGAUCGACCUGAGAUGGUACAUUGCAAGAAGUGGGGUCACUAGUCCCCAUAACAGACAACCCUUCCUGUCAAACAACUUACCUUUUAAGCUGAGUUUGUUUUAGUUUUAAGGUCUAAGUAUGGUAUGGCAAGGUACGGAUGCCCGACAUACUCAGGAAUAGUAACACAUUAUACGUGAUGCUGUUUAUAUGUAGGAGACGGUGCUAUCAAGGGCACGCUGACCACCAGAAUCUCCUGUGUACAAAACCUCUUCGAAACGCCUCUUUUUUAUCGUCAACUAGUGUGAAGUUUAUAACCAAAGGAGUUAAUUUAUCUUAGAAGACCUGUACCUACUUGUUGUUGACUUACAGUUGAGUCACUCGACUAUAACGAAUAUUUGUUGUUAUGUACCAAAAAUUACGUUAAUAAUUGGCGCUGCCAUUUCAUCUGGCGUCCCUAUUGCCUUGGCGCCUAUGUGGGCCGCACUUCGCACAAAGGGGCGGCACGACUCUGCCUAUCCGCCAUUACGGAAAUGAAACUAACUGCCAUUCCUCUUAAAAAAAAACUAAA
Achroia grisella is the source of this 3402-nucleotide messenger RNA. It is a transcript of the gene snky, whose product is annotated as protein sneaky-like. The coding region runs from base 388 to 2538 and encodes 716 amino acids. Gene Ontology annotation, cellular component: membrane. The record is from RefSeq and is a predicted model, not a curated record. NCBI's taxonomy places the organism in Eukaryota, Metazoa, Arthropoda, Insecta, Lepidoptera, Pyralidae. The transcript has 12 exons.